Molecule: messenger RNA, 2184 nt
Organism: Cyprinus carpio (common carp)
Lineage: Eukaryota; Metazoa; Chordata; Actinopteri; Cypriniformes; Cyprinidae
Product: HMG domain-containing protein 3-like
Source: RefSeq, a predicted model, not a curated record
AACUCAUUGAAUGAAAUGGUGGCUGCACAUUGGUUUGGAGUUGAAAAAAAAGCCAUGUGUUUAGAACGUCUAAAGAAUGCUGGCUUUGCUCCACUUGCUGUAUCUGUGAAUAUUGGACCAGACACAGUCCAUUAUGUUUCUGUAUUGGAGCAAAAACCAUCGUAUUAUAGUCGUAUUGGAAGAGUGAUGGUUGCCUAUAACUCAAGGAAAAAUAGCUGGCACUGUCCUUGUGCGAAGCCAUGGGCGUCUUGUAUACAUAAGAACAUAGCAAAAUGGUUUUUAUUCCAAAACAAACGCCACCUGUUCAAAUCAGUCAAAUCCACAGAACCAGUGGAGAAUACCACAAGCAGUUAUCUGGAAGAGAGAGAGUGUUCACAUGAUAGGUAUCCAGUAGGAAAAGAGUUGUUGAGAACUGCAACGUACAUUCAAAAAUUCAAGAAGUUGCCAGCAACGCUUCCCAAGGACGUAUUGACGCCAUCAUUUGAGCACAACCCUCCUAAAGAAUUUGUACCCUCUGAAAUGUUUUGCACAGAAUGCAGUGGACAAAGAGUCCUUAGUGACCCCAUUCUCAUAACAAAAAGUGCAAGACUUGUAACCCUAACACAUGUCUUUGAAGGUAAGAUAAAAAGCCAUACAGAACAAAUUCCUUGUUGUUGUGUAAUACUUAGAGUAGAAACAAAGACACAUUUUAACUAAUAUCCAUUUUUUGUCUUAAAAUUGAUUUGUGUCAAAUGUUUAGGUAUAUCAACAUUCUUUAAAAAGUGCUUCUCUUGUGGAAUGAUAUACCGAUAUCAAGAGUGGGCUGAUGGUGUACACAAUUAUGAUGACCACAUCAUUCUUAGCCUUCACUUCUGUCUGUACAUAAGGGCAUCUCUCCAGACUCACACCACAGCAGGAAGAGUUUUUGAAGCCAUGGAACUGUCACUGGGUGUGAAACUACCUCCACACAGCCGUAUACUGCAGGGAUACAUGCAUUUUGAAGCUUUGACAGACCAUCAAUACAUAUAUUCAUGUGUAAAAUGUGGCUCCAAUCCAGCCAUUGUUGUCAUGGAUCUGCAUAAGAAAGGAGUGUUCAGCCUGCCAGUUAGUGAAAUCCCUGAUCCAUCAGAUUACACUGGUAUAGUGGACAUGGAAGAAUUUUGGACUUCACUCUCUUCAGAAAUCAUUUCUGAUGGACUUAUGGAAACCUUCAAUCAGGAAACAAAGCCAUUCGUUGUACAACCUGACUACAAUAAAUGGUCACCCUGGAUUGGGCCACAAACCAGGAAAUCAAAUUUGGUCUACAACACAGAGUGGGAGAAAGUACACAAAAAACUAACAUCAUCUGAGAAGGUCAAUGUAGAAAUACCUGAAGAUAGACUUCUGGAACAAGUGAUGGCAAUGAAGGUGGAAGAGGUGAAAAAACUAUGCAAAUCUUGUGGCAUGGACUCUUCAGGAUCCAAAAUGGAUCUCAUUCUGCAGCUUCGCACAGAAAUAAAGAACCGUAGCAGCUAUGACAAAGUAUUUGCCAAAGUUUGGGGUGCCUCUGGUGGUUGGGCUACAAUCAUGUGUCCAUGUGGAAUUGUGUAUAGUUUAAAGUUCAACCUGAGAGCUGAAAGUCCAAGGGACUAUAUGGACAUGUUGAUGUCAUGGCAGCACAUUCCAAAUAUAGUAAUUUAUGAUUUUGCCCGAGGACUGGCAACUCAUGGAACUAUAAGAUUUCCAACAGCACUGCCCUUUUCUCCUCACGAGGGGAGAUUACUCAGCCCUACUGCUGAAAACAUCCAAUGUGCUAAAGAAGGGAGGCUCACAGUAAAGCUUCCAUGGUUAAUAAAGGCAAAGGAAACUCCUGAUAUAAAUGGGCAUCCAUUAACAGGAUCGUCAGAGCAUUAUGUGCUCUAUGAUAAACUGCACGAGGGAAAUACAAAGGAUGAUAAAGAUGUACUAAGGAGGAUUGAGCUCGUUCCUGAACUUGCUGGCCGUAUCAACAGUCAAGUGGUUGAACAAUUUUUCUCACAAAUGGAAAAAGACAACUAUUUCUUAAACAUGAUGAAGCCAAGUACCCAGAUUUUCUUGAUCAGAAACAUAAUCCAUCACAGAAACUCCAUCGUAAACACAGCAAGAAUGGAUAAGAUUAAGAAGAGUCUGGACGUUGAGCAUGUUACAUUGAACAAACAUGGACAAGCAGUCAUUGGUAAAAUGUAG